Messenger RNA from Paramecium sonneborni, 691 nucleotides. Lineage: Eukaryota; Ciliophora; Oligohymenophorea; Peniculida; Parameciidae. The record is from the annotation of a GenBank genome assembly.
AUGAAAUAAGUACCAUCUACAAGCGAUUACUCUAUUUUGAGAAAAGUUCAAAUCCUUCAUACUCAUACACAACCAAAGGAAUCCAAUAUCACACUAGGUAGAACUACUAGUUAUGAGUCUACUCAAUUCUGCAAAAGUUUCGACAUUAUGGCAUUUAGAAGAGCUUCCACAAAAGAAGAUAUCAAUAAUACUCUAUAAGGAAAGAACUCAAUAAGUAAUUAAGAAACACUUGCAAUCAGUAAUCUAAAUUUCAUUAAGUACUCUAAAAUGCAUUUUACAUAUUAGUCCUUCUUCUUAUAUUGAAAUGGAUCCAUUAUAAACCAAGGUAUGGAAAUCCUUAUAGAAAUAAUCUCUGGUAUUAUAUUUGAAUAUUAUCAAGCAAAAAGUGUAUUCAAUUGACAUAAUUGUAUUACAAAAUCAAAAUGAAUAUGAAUUCAAAUUUGACAUUAGCAAACUUUCUUGCUUUCUCUUAGUAAGAGAGUUAUCUAACUUAAUUUCUUAAGCCUUUUAGGAUAGAAUUAAUAAUUAACCUCGUUAAAAAAUGAAUUUUCUUUUUCCUUUUUUGUCUAUCUUAGUGGGAAGAGUGAAAACUCAGAAACUCGAUGGCAAUAUGAGACUAUUUGAAUUAGUCAAUAUAUUAUUGAAUGGCCAAAAGACUCUUAUUUUAUAAGAAUCUAAUUAGCAAUUUUGA